This is a messenger RNA of Solea solea (common sole), 5005 nucleotides long. Its product is annotated as ATP-binding cassette sub-family C member 4-like. Gene Ontology annotation, biological process: transmembrane transport. Lineage: Eukaryota; Metazoa; Chordata; Actinopteri; Pleuronectiformes; Soleidae. The transcript has 31 exons. The record is from RefSeq and is a predicted model, not a curated record. Gene Ontology annotation, molecular function: ATP hydrolysis activity; ATP binding; ABC-type transporter activity. The coding region runs from base 145 to 4098 and encodes 1317 amino acids. Gene Ontology annotation, cellular component: plasma membrane.
UGUCCAGGUUCAUACUGUAACUCACUCACUCACACACACACAUACAGCGUGUGGAGUCGUACCUCCGCGGCUCUACUCCACACCCGGAGAAGCUGCUGUCUGAGCGGAUACAGCUGCUGCUGCUGCUGCUGCUGAACAAGCACCAUGGAGAGUGUCGGUAAAGAACCCAAGACGAACCCAGCGGCGACGGCCAAUUGUCUGUCAAAGCUAUUAUUCUGGUGGCUCAACCCUAUGUUCUACAUUGGAAACCAACGCAGGCUGGAGGAAGAAGAUCUGUAUGAAGUCCUUCUGGAUGACAAGUCAGAAAUAGUGGGUCAAAGCUUGCAGAGACACUGGGAAAAUGAGCUACUGAAGGCAGCCAAAGAAAUGCGGACACCCAAAUUCAAAAGUGCCAUCAUCAGAUGCUUCUUGAAAGAAUAUCUACCACUUGGAUUGGUGUCUUUUUUGCUGGAGGGCCUUAAAUUUUCCCAGCCACUUUUACUGGAGGUGAUACUUGUGUACUUGGAAAAUGUGGACCCAGAAGAUGAGGUGGCUUACCACAAGGCACUCGGAUACACAGCUGGUUUUUGUUUCUCCUCCCUGGUAAUCUCACUGGUCCAUCACUUCCAGUUCUUCCUGCUCCAGAGAACAGGCUGGAGGAUAAGAGUGGCUGUGGGUCACAUGAUCUAUAAGAAGACUCUGUGUCUCAGCAAUUCAGCCAUCAUAAAGACCACCACGGGCCAGAUUGUCAACCUCCUUUCCAAUGACGUCAACAUGUUUGAUGAGUUGACUAUCUUUCUGCACUACAUAUAUAUCGGACCAGUCCAGGUAGCUAUAGUGAUAAUACUGCUGUGGUUCAGGAUGGGCCUAACAUCCUUAGCAGGCUUGGGGGUCAUUGUGAUGCUGCUGCCCAUUCAAGUAUGUUGUGGAGCAUUCUAUUCUAAAUACAGGCAAUUGUCAGCAAAUUUGACAGACAACAGAAUCCGCAUUAUGAACGAAGUGGUGUCUGGAAUGAGGAUCAUCAAGAUGUACGCUUGGGAGAAACCAUUCACUGCUUUGGUCACUGAUGUCAGAAGGGAGGAGAUCGCUGGGAUUAUAAAGAGCUCCUAUGUACGAGGAGUCCUUUUGACCAUGUUUUUUUGUGCCAGCAAGAUCUUCAUUUUUGUCCUCUUCGCCAUCCACGUCGCUUUGGGAAAUACCAUCAAAGCCUCUACUGUAUUUUUGGCAAUGAGUCUUUACAACGCUGUGCGACUCACCGCCACAUUCUUCUUCCCUCGUGCCAUCGAGACCAUGUAUGGAACCAAUGUCAGUUUAAACAGGUUUCAGGAGUUCUUAUUGCUGGAUGAGAUCACACCACCCUGUGAUGCACUGCCAGAGAUUGAGAAGACGAAAGCUUCUGUGGAAUUCCAGGAUAUAAUCUGCUACUGGGACAAGAAUUUAAGUACUCCAUCCCUGCAGAACGUCUCCUUUACUCUUGACUCAAAUAAGCUGUUAGCUGUAAUUGGACAAGUAGGAGCUGGAAAGUCAUCCCUGCUGAGUGCCAUCCUCAGGGAGCUGCCUGUUGAAAAUGGCCUGAUAAAGGUCAGUGGUAAUCUGACCUACACUGCCCAGCAGCCCUGGGUUUUCCCCGGAACCAUCCGUGGUAACAUCCUGUUUGGAAAAGAGCUAAAUCCCCAGAAGUAUGAGCUCGUCCUUAAAGCCUGCGCUCUGAAGAGGGAUUUGGAGCUGUUCCCAGAUGGAGACCUGACACUGAUCGGAGACAGAGGCGUCAAUCUCAGCGGGGGACAGAAAGCUCGCGUCAACUUGGCAAGAGCUGUGUAUCAGGAUGCAGAUCUGUACCUUCUGGAUGAUCCUCUAAGCGCUGUAGAUGCUGAGGUUGGGAGACACCUCUUUGAACAGUGUAUCUGUGGCCUUCUGAAGAACAAGACCCGUAUCCUGGUCACCCACCAGCUGCAGUACCUGAAAGCAGCCAAUGAGAUUGUGGUCCUCAAGGAGGGUUACAUGGUUGCAAAGGGGACAUACACGGAGCUACAGCGGUCAGGAGUGGACUUCACCUCUUUGCUGAAGAAGGAUGAGGAGGAGAAUCCACAGAAGUCUUCUGACAUCAUCCGCAAAAGAACACAGUCCCAGAACCUUUCACGCUCUCGGUCCUCCACCACAAACUCCAUCGUAGAUGAUGACUACUUACCGGCUGAUAAUGUGCCUACGGUGGCAGAGGAAAGUCGAUCAUUUGGAUCCGUUCCAGUGAGUCUGUACGUUAAAUAUCUAACAGCUGGAUCCAACAUCAUGUGGGUGAUCGUCUCACUUGUGGUGGGCUUAUUCGCUCAGAUAUUAGCCCUUAUGCAGGACUGGUGGUUGGCUCACUGGGCUGAUGAGCAGAAGAGGAUAGAUGACAUCAUCAUCCAAAAUGGACAAAAUAUGACUACACAAGGCACCACUGCACAGCUAGACACAGAUUUGUACCUUGCUGUUUUCGGAGGUAUUACUUUGGCAACCAUCGUUUUUGCCUUUAUUAGGAACUUCCACUUUCUAUACCUGUUGGUGAUGUCUAUACAGGCUCUGCACAACCAAAUGUUCAAUGCUAUAAUCAGAGCACCUGUGCGCUUCUUCGACAUAAACCCUGUUGGAAGAAUUCUGAACAGGUUUUCAAAGGAUGUAGGCCAGCUGGAUUUGACCAUGCCAAUUAACUUUGUGGACUUUGUUCAGACUUCCAUGCAAGUUCUGGGGACAGUUAUUAUGACUGCCGUCCUGAUCCCCUGGGUACUCAUAAUUCUACUGCCUCUGAUGGUUAUCUUCUUCUUCUUGCAACGCUACUACCUGCAGACGUCCAGAGACAUCAAACGCCUCGAGGGCACAACUCGUAGUCCAAUCUUCUCCCAUCUGUCUUCAUCCCUCGCUGGUCUGUGGACAAUCCGAGCUUUCAAAGCUGAGGAAAGACUCCAGAAUAUUUUUGAUGCCCAGCAGAACGUGCACUCAGAAGCCUGGUUCCUGUUCCUGUCCACUUCUCGCUGGUUGGCUCUCCGCCUCGAUAUCAUUUGUUGGGCUUUUAUCGUGGUGGUCUCAUUUAGCUGCAUGUUACUCAAAGAACAACUGGGUGCUGGGGCCGUCGGUUUGGCCCUGAGCUACUCUGUCCAAUUGAUCAUCCUUUUCCAGUGGGGUGCCAGGCAGAGUGUAGAGGUGGAAAACAUGAUGACUUCAGUGGAAAGAGUAGUGGAUUACACUAACCUGGAGAGUGAAGGACCCUGGGAAAAUGACAAACGCCCUCCUCCCGAUUGGCCGAAAAAAGGUCUGAUAACCUUUGACCGAGUCAACUUCGCUUAUAGCAGUGAUGGGCCACUGGUGCUGAAGGAUAUCAACUUGACGUUCAAACCCAAAGAAAAGAUUGGUGUUGUGGGAAGAACGGGUGCUGGGAAAAGCUCCCUGGUCUCGGCUGUGUUCCGCCUCUCAGAGGCUGAGGGCAACAUCUACAUCGAUGGUGUUCUGACCUCAGAGAUCGGCCUCCAUGACCUGCGCAGUAAGAUAUCUAUCAUUCCUCAGGACCCAAUGCUGUUUACUGGCACAGUGAGGAAGAACCUGGACCCUUUUAACCAACAUACAGAUGAGCAAAUGUGGCAAGCUCUGGAAGAGGUGCAGCUGAAGUCCAUGGUGGAGGAUCUGCCUGCUAAGCUGGCGACAGUUCUGGCCGAGUCAGGCUCCAACUUCAGUGUGGGUCAGAGACAGCUCGUCUGUCUGGCCAGAGCCAUCCUGAGGAAGAACCGCGUCCUCAUCAUUGACGAGGCCACAGCCAACGUCGACCUCAGGACAGAUGAGCUGAUCCAGAAGACCAUACGAGAAAAGUUCAGAGAAUGUACAGUGAUCACCAUCGCUCAUCGUCUCAACACGAUCAUAGACAGCGAUCGCAUAUUGGUUCUAGACGCAGGAAAUAUCAAAGCCUUUGAUGAACCUUAUGUCCUCCUCCAAAAUCCAAAUGGCAUCUUUUAUAACAUGGUGCAGCAGACGGGCAAACAGGAGGCAGCUUCUCUGCAUAGCACGGCUAAACAGGUGUAUGACAGCAGAAUUCGUACCAGCCUACCAAAUGGACACAAAGACAGCCUGGUCAUCUCUGAGACGCCGAUGUGAGCUCAGAGGGAGCUGCUGAGGAGACUGAGCAGAAUGUCAACAAUUACAAAAUGGCUGCAUGAUCCUUUCAUUUUGCUGAUGUUUGUACGUCCAACCAACAACUUUCCCAACCUCUGUUUGCAGCCAAUUUAUUUGUCACUUGAUCUAUUUUUUAUGUUCCACUUCCAGCUUCUUUCCACGCAGACUCACGGAGCCAAAUAUGUGAUCGUUGCUUAAAUUAUCCAAACAUUAUCCAAAGAUUUUCUGUUGACGCUGUGUUCACACCUGCUGUGAACAUCCGACGACACUGAUCCUCUGUUCAGAUUAGACCUGCUGCUAAUACUAGUGACGUCACUACUCCGCUUGCAAACACUUUUCACCGUCUAAUCGUGCACUUGUGUGCAGAAAGAAUCACACAGACAGGAGUAGGAAAUGGCUGGUAAAUUUUGAAAUAAAAUUAAAUAAUGAUACAAAAUCUCGUAAUAUUACAACUUUAUUCUCGUAAGAAAAAAAGUGAUUUUACUUUUUUUGGCCCUAAUACUGCAUCGAAAACUUCAUCAUAACAUAUGAACUCACAACCUCAGACGUACAAUACCCAUUACUUUUGGGGUUUUUAAAUCUUAUUUUGAAUCUCUAAGUUUUAAAAUUGCGUAAAAUUAACAACAUUGUAAGAUUGCAACUUAUGACCUCAGAGAUACAAGUCCAGGUCCUGAGCUACCUCCUCAGACAUGUUUGCAUUGAAUAUUCAACUUAGAAUAUCCACUAUAUCACUGACCUACAUUCUAAGAUCAACUUCUAACAGUGAGUUCCUUUGGUGUUUUAUCAUAAUCUGAAGUUUCAAAAACAAUCACGCUUCCUGCUACUGGUGUUCAUGUUUUCUUGGAGCUUUUGAUGGUUUAUAUUGAAUCUUGGGCUCACAACCUCAGAC